This is a messenger RNA of Penicillium subrubescens, 816 nucleotides long. RefSeq names its product A4/G1 family peptidase. The coding region runs from base 1 to 816 and encodes 271 amino acids. The transcript has a single exon. Gene Ontology annotation, biological process: proteolysis. Lineage: Eukaryota; Fungi; Ascomycota; Eurotiomycetes; Eurotiales; Aspergillaceae. The record is from RefSeq and is a predicted model, not a curated record. Gene Ontology annotation, molecular function: glutamic-type endopeptidase activity.
AUGAAGUUCUCUACCACCAUCUUGGGCACUUCGCUGCUUGCUACUGCGGCCAUUGCAGCGCCCCUGACUGCCCAGCGCCAGGCACGUCAUGAGGCUCGCCGACUUGCUCGCGCCAGUGGCCGUGAAAGCCACCCACCUUAUAAGCCAGGUACCAACGAGGUUCUUCAUCUGAACAAGACCUUGCAUGAGCAAUACAGCUCCAACUGGGCCGGUGCUGUGCUCAUCGGCACUGGCUACACCGCUGUCACUGCAGAAUUCACCGUUCCCACCCCCAAAGUGCCGUCUGGGGGUUCUUCGAGUACUCAAUACUGUGCCUCCGCAUGGGUUGGUAUUGAUGGAGAUACUUGUGGCACCGCCAUUUUGCAGACCGGAGUGGAUUUCUGCAUUCAAGGCAGCUCUGUCUCAUAUGACGCUUGGUAUGAGUGGUAUCCUGACUAUGCUUAUGAUUUCAGCGGCAUCAGUAUCGCCGCUGGGAACGUGAUUAAGGUGACUGUCGAUGCUACUUCAACGACUGCUGGAACCGCCACAGUUGAGAAUGUCUCUACCGGCAAGUCCGUGACCCACACUUUCAAUGGUGGGGUCGAUGGUACUCUCUGCGAGUACAAUGCUGAAUGGAUUGUCGAAGAUUUCGAGUCCGGCGGCUCCCUCGUUCCAUUUGCCAAUUUUGGAACUGUUACAUUCUCUGGUGCUGAGGCUACUGACGGUGGUUCCACCGUUGGUCCAUCCGGUGCUACCCUCAUCGACAUCAAGCAAAACAACAACAUUCUCACUUCCAGCUCUGUUACCUCCAACAGCGUGACCGUAAAGUAUGUCUAG